GUGCUUGAAGGAAAACUGAAAUCGUUAUAAAAAGGGAAAGCUUUCGGAAAUUUCUUUCUAUAAUAGUUAUUAAGAAUUGAACUUGAUGAACGUUUUUGGUGUUUUUGUGUAGUACUAUUUUUUUUAUUGCAACUUUUUAAAAGUGAUAAAAAGAUUUCAAUAAUUUAAAAAAAUGAUUCAUAAUAAUCACGUGUCGGGUUUAGAAAAUACUUCAACGGGAAGUUUGCAAAACUCUCCGGGGGCGCAAAGAAAACCCAUCAGAUUGAAAAAUAUUGCAACGAAAGUUGAGGCCUUUGAUUCGUUACACACGAAACAUAAUCACGAAACACCAUGCAACAAUCACGUAUGCUUAGGUAGCCUUAUGUUACAAAAUGGUAAAAACGCAAGAAUACGAAGCCCACAAGAAAUUUUAUUGCACGCCAAAGAUUUUCUCGAUCAAUUCUUUACUAGAAGGUCUAAUAAUCAAGCUCAUAUUAAUAGAUGGGAAGAAGUCCAGAAAGAAGUCGCGGCUACCGGAACGUAUCAUUUAACCGAAACCGAAUUGAUUUACGGUGCAAAAUUGGCAUGGAGAAAUUCGCCGAGGUGUAUUGGAAGAAUUCAAUGGUCAAAACUUCAGGUUUUUGAUUGUCGCUAUGUCACCACUACAAGUGGAAUGUUCGAAGCACUUUGUAACCAUAUAAAGUACAGCACCAACAAAGGUAACAUAAGAUCUGCUAUAACAAUUUUUCCACAACGAACCGAUGGAAAACAUGAUUACAGAGUAUGGAAUAGUCAACUUAUAGCUUACGCCGGUUACAAACAAUCCGAUGGUUCAAUAAUCGGCGAUCCAAUAAAUGUGGAAUUUACGGAAGUUUGCACAAAACUCGGUUGGAGAGGUGCAGGUACAAGAUUUGAUAUUCUACCUUUACUUCUUUCGGCCAACGGUCACGAUCCCGAUUAUUUCGACAUUCCCGCCGAAUUAAUUAUGGAAGUUAAUUUAACACAUCCAAAUUAUGAUUGGUUUGAAGAAAUGGGACUUAAAUGGUAUUGUUUACCGGCUGUUUCAAGUAUGAUGUUCGAUUGCGGUGGUCUUCAAUUUACGGCAGCUCCAUUUAACGGGUGGUAUAUGAGCACGGAAAUCGGUUGUCGUGAUUUAUGCGAUUCACAACGUUACAAUUUACUUGAACCUAUAGCAUUAAAAAUGGGAUUGGAUACACGAACUCCCGUAACUCUUUGGAAAGAUAAAGCCAUGGUCGAAUGCAACGUUGCAGUUUUAUUCAGCUUCCAAGCGAAAGGUGUAACCAUAGUGGAUCAUCACACAGCUUCAGAAUCGUUUAUAAAACACCUAGAGAAUGAAGUUCGUUUAAGAAGCGGCUGUCCGGCAGAUUGGGCGUGGAUUGUUCCGCCUCUUUCCGGUUCUGCAACGCCGGUUUUCCAUCAGGAAAUGGCUUUGUACUACAUGAAACCAUCGUAUGAAUAUCAAGAUCCCGCCUGGAAAACACACGUUUGGAAAAAGAAUCGCGAUUCGGGAAAGAAUCAAAAGAAACCGAGAAGAAAGUUUCAUUUUAAACAAAUUGCAAGGGCUGUUAAAUUUACUUCAAAGUUAUUCGGUCGUGCUCUUUCGCGACGGAUUAAAGCAACAGUACUUUAUGCGACGGAAACGGGAAAAUCGGAAGGUUACGCGAAGAAAUUGGGCGAAAUAUUCGGGCACGCGUUCAACGCGCAAGUUUACUGCAUGUCGGACUAUGACAUAUCGAGCAUCGAACACGAGGCUCUUCUAUUGGUGGUGACCUCUACAUUUGGAAAUGGUGACCCACCCGAAAACGGAGAGGAAUUCGCAAAAAACUUGUACACGUUGAAACUAAACGAAAACGGGCUUAAUAAUGGAGAUACCAAACUUAGUAUGACAAUGCAAACGUCGAAAUCGUUUAUAAAAGCUAACAGCCAGAGCGACAUAAACGCAGUAAAGAAGCUAGAUCGUUGGGAUUCUCUCAGAGGAUCAGCUAGCGAACCUUUACUGGAAGACACUUUUGGUCCCUUGAGUAACGUAAGAUUUGCCGUUUUUGCACUUGGUUCAAGUGCUUACCCGAAUUUUUGUGCUUUCGGCCAAUACGUUGAUAAUUUAUUAUUGGAAUUGGGUGGCGAAAGAUUAUUAAAAAUGGCUUGCGGCGAUGAAAUGUGCGGACAAGAGCAGGCGUUUCGAAAAUGGGCCCCCGACGUUUUUAGAGUUGCUUGCGAAACUUUUUGUUUGGACGACGACGACGCGUUAUUAGAAGCCACGAUUACGUUACAAAGCGAAAAUUUAAGCUCAUCAACCGUUCGUUUCGUUGAAUCGAAACCGAAAGAUCUCGUUUCAUCACUUUCAAAAUGUUAUAACAAACAGGUGUAUUCAACAAAAUUACUUAAUCGUACCAAUUUGCACGGUGAAAAAUCGACGAGAGCAACGCUUGCACUUGAAUUCGAAUGCAAUUUGGCGUACAAUCCUGGCGAUCACGUGGGAGUUUAUCCAAAAAACCGAUCGGAAAUAGUUGAGAAAAUAUUGAAACGUCUGAAAGGUGUUAACGAUCCCGAUGCGUCCGUGGAACUUCAAAUUUUAAAGGAAACUCAUACAUCAAAUGGGGUUAUGAAACAAUGGUGCCAACAUGAAAAAAUCCCAACGUGUUCAACCAGAGAACUUUUUACACGUUAUUUAGAUAUUACAACACCUCCAUCCCCCAAUUUACUUCAGCAAUUCGCCGUUAUUGCCAGUGAUAAAGAAGAUCAAAAAAGACUUAAUAUUUUAGCAAGUGAUUCAGCUGCUUAUGAAGAUUGGAGACAUUGGCGUUUUCCAAAUCUAUUAGAAGUUUUCGAGGAGUUCCCAUCGGUGAACCCUUACGCGCCACUUUUAGUGGCACAAUUAAGUUUAUUACAACCGAGAUUUUAUUCGAUAUCUUCAAGCAGAGCUGUACACCAAAAUCAAAUUCAUUUAACAGUGGCUGUGGUUUCAUACAGAACUCAAGAUGGCGAAGGACCUGUGCAUUAUGGGGUUUGUUCAAAUUACCUUCAAGAUGUCCCCGUAGGCGAAAAUGUUUGUUUAUUUGUUAGAAGCGCACCAAACUUUUAUUUACCAACUGAUUCAAGUCGACCUAUCAUUUUGGUUGGACCAGGCACAGGAAUAGCCCCAUUUAGAGCAUUUUGGCAACAACGAUUUGCUUUGGCAAACAAUUCAAAACAAAAAUUAGGAAAAUGUUGGUUAUUCUUCGGGUGUAGACAACGCGAAUUGGAUUUGUACAAGGAAGAAAAGAAGCGGAUGGUUGAAAAGGGGGUUAUUGACAGAUUAUUUUUAGCUUUAUCCAGGGAACCGGGAAUAACUAAAACUUACGUUCAAAAUUUGGCAAUGCAAGAAGGUUCUGAACUGUACAAGUUGUUGGUUUUAGAAAGGGGGCAUUUUUACGUUUGCGGCGAUUGCACCAUGGCGGAACAUGUUUAUCAAACUUUAAGGAUUAUCAUUCAAAAAUAUGGAAACAUGUCUGCCAGAGAAAGUGAAAGUUAUAUGUUAACUAUGAGGGAUGAAAAUCGUUAUCAUGAAGAUAUCUUUGGCAUAACAUUAAGAACGGCUGAAGUUCAUAAUCGAUCGAGAGAAUCAGCAAGGAUUCGAAUGGCUUCAGAACCAUAACGAUUAUCAAUCCCAAUAUAAGAAAAUUUACAAAAAUCCUUUUUGUAUAAAAGAUAAUGAAACAUAA
Onthophagus taurus is the source of this 3701-nucleotide messenger RNA. RefSeq names its product Nitric oxide synthase (gene Nos). NCBI's taxonomy places the organism in Eukaryota, Metazoa, Arthropoda, Insecta, Coleoptera, Scarabaeidae. The record is from RefSeq and is a predicted model, not a curated record. Gene Ontology annotation, molecular function: calmodulin binding; heme binding; FMN binding. Gene Ontology annotation, biological process: nitric oxide biosynthetic process.